Molecule: messenger RNA, 2967 nt
Organism: Suillus fuscotomentosus
Lineage: Eukaryota; Fungi; Basidiomycota; Agaricomycetes; Boletales; Suillaceae
Exons: 8
Coding region: 1-2967 (988 amino acids)
Source: RefSeq, a predicted model, not a curated record
AUGUCUACUACUGCUGGUACUAAACGUGCCGCACCAAGUGAUGAUGCACUUGAACCCGCUUUGAAGCGCACGCGAAACAGAACUUAUGAAAGCACUUCUAAUGUAGCGCCAUCGCCGCUGGCGAAUCGAGGCGCAUGGCGCAUUCUAGCUCAAUUCCUCGAAACCGAAAUGAGUUAUAGUGAGAUGGAAGAGAAACUCUCAUUGUACCUCGGCGAUCAAUACUCUGCGGACGAUUGGAAGGAUGCCAAAACAACGCUUUUCUCUGGCGAAGACAAUGUCGGAACAUGUUUGAGAAAUCUCGAACUCUUAAGGCAGAGGUACAUGCCCCGUCGACCCCGCCCUUGGAAGAAUAUGUAUCUCGACAUUGAAGCAAACGAGGGAGACAGUGAAGAGGAGGAAGAGGAAGAUGGCGACUACGACACGCAGGAUCAGGUUGACUCUUCUGCUCGAUCGCCGAAGGUUACGUCCAUUCCAGGACCAUCAGCCAAGGAUACGUUAUCCAAAAAGAUUGAUGAGAUCUACAACAACGCGACAAAGGUCUCCAGCUCCUCAAGAAGCCGCAUCUCUUACAGAGCCGCCUGGUCCCCCGCGACGCUCGAGAGUCGAAUGUAUCUGCUGCAUGUCCAUAGAACUGCUACGGUUUAUAUUGCUGAAUAUCUUCAUGGUAAAGGAUUCCCCGUGACCGUGUCGCCUUGGUUGCCGGGGCAGCUCUAUGUGGUCUCAGAUAGCCCCAAAACCAUUGCAUCCUCCCUUCCGGCUUCGCAUAAGCUCUCAGUAAAAGACUAUCAUCGCAUCUCGGAUGAAGAACGCGUCGCGGUGGAACACUCAACCAUCAAAUUUCCUAACCCUUCGUGGGUAAGAGUCAAAUCUGGCAUGUACAAGGGCGUCAUAGGCUAUGUCUUCGACCCAGACCAGUCGGACCUUUUUGUCGAUGUCUUAGUCGUCACUCGAAAGUUUCCCUAUCCAAUGCCUGCGGGAUCUGAAGCUCUGAUCGACCAUUCUCGCCUUCCAAAGGACAAGGAAGUUACCGAUAUCAUUCGCAAUGGCGAAAUCAUAGGAUGCGCAUACAAAGGACAGCGAUACUACAGGGGACUGCUCCUUAAAAAAUUCCACCGUUAUCAACUAGAACUUGUUGCUUGCCCCCACGCUGAUGAUAUUAGACUGCAUCUGCAGUCAGGGUUUGACACACCCUUCGUCAAGAAAUCUAUCGUGGCGUUCUCCAAGCAGUUUCUGCGUGUGGGAGAUGCGGUUAGGAUCAUCACGGGAGCAGUACCAUCAGAGAUUGGCAUGGUCGUGUCAAUAGACCAUGGUUUUGGUGGCUCCGCAUGCAUCGAAUUAACCCUCGACGGACAUCGGGAAGAGCUGGAAGCUCGACUUGAGGACGUGGAGCGCGUUUUUUGGAUCGGGGACGCGGUUCGGGUCGUAGCAGGUUCAUACCUGGGUUUAGAAGGCCAUGUCAUUCAAAUGGACAAGGAUUUGUUUCACCUUUGCCAAGGGGUCUCCAUGGAGGAGGUGCAAGUUUCAAGAUAUUACUUGGAUCGUCGUCACCAGACUUGCACGACACAGUCACAUCUACCAUUGUAUCAACAUUUUGAACCUCCCCCUGAGUCUCAAUCAAUAGAAAUCGGAGAUUAUAUAGAAGUUCUUGCGGGAGAACACAUGGAGAAGCGGGGCGUCGUGACCUGGUCUUCUAUUGGAGGAACUCAGCUGUGGUUCCAGGAAGAGUCUCCUCAGGCAUUGACUUUACGUUCUAUGGAGUACUAUUCAGGACCUCCAAGUUUUCAGGUUCCUGUGGCAUUUGUCAAGCGGACGCGCCUACCCCAGACAGUUAAAUUUACCAAGGAAAAAGGUUAUGACCUCAAGCCUGGAGAUGUCGUAAGGGUCGCACGUGGGCCGGAGUAUCAGGCGAAAGGGAUCGUGCAGAGCAUUGACUUCCCAAAGGCUCGCCUAACGCUACUUUCUGAGAGUGAUCGCUCGCUUAUCGACGUCCCAAUUGGAUUUGUGACGAAAAUACUCAACGUGUCCUUGGAUUCUUUCAACAACGUCAUCGGCCAAGAAGUGUUCGUGGUUAGAGGUGGCCGAAAGGGUUUCCGAGCCACGUUGUAUGGCAUUGGCGGUGAGAAUUGCACUGUUGCUAUCAAUGGGCAGGCGCGCACCACACUCAAAUGGCAAGACGUUGUAACCAAGUACGGAAUGAGAUUGAAUGGUCUCAUGCUAGGAGAAUCGGACUUAAUAGCAUUCUGUGACAUGCGAAAAAGAUCUUACUUGGCAUUACAACCACGAAGAUGCAUCACGCCCCCUCCUGUCCCGCUGGCAGUUUCCUCCAACUCGUCUAAUUCUAUAAGCGCAGCUCACAAUCCAUCAUCAUCCAAUUGGACUGCCUGGAAUCUCACACAGGAUAUCGAUGGUGCGAACUUGAAUGAUCCGUCAUCGGGCGUCGAUCUCAGCUCAUCGACAUCCGACCCAUGGACUAUUGAUGCACAGGACAUUCAGGAUGGCAUAGAUGCUAGAGCGGAGCAGCUCAAAGACAAUGGGCCUCUACCUUGGUUCAUGAGCAAGGAGUUUUCUUCGCUAUUCCUUACAUAUCACGCGAUGUUUACAGUUUCGCCGAGCUUUGAUCACGCCAAGUUUCACAAACGAUUCGUAUCAUCAGCCUGUCCUGAUCCAUUCUGCGGUGCGAACGGACCCGCACCCGAAGGUUGUGUUGCAGUAUCUUGUACAUCCAGUCGUGCAGGUGCUGCGCUUGAACAUUACCAUAUCCCUGCCAAGUACCUGAGCCCAGCUCCUCCACGAAAAAGAAAACAAGAAUGUUUCAUUAUAGACGGCGAUUAUUACGGUCAGAUUCUGACUAUUUCACAAUGUAGUGUUGGUAAAAAAACUGCUCAGUUUACUACUAAUGAUUCCAUUACGAUUACCUUACGUUUUGAUCAGAUAUGUCUCGUGCAGCGUGCACAAAAUACCAUGUAG